Messenger RNA from Thermochaetoides thermophila DSM 1495, 1695 nucleotides. RefSeq lists its product as uncharacterized. The transcript has a single exon. Bases 1 to 1695 code for a protein of 564 amino acids. NCBI's taxonomy places the organism in Eukaryota, Fungi, Ascomycota, Sordariomycetes, Sordariales, Chaetomiaceae. The record is from RefSeq and is a predicted model, not a curated record.
AUGAACCGACUAGGAAUAGCCAAUAGCGAAGAGGUCCCUCGGCUUUCUCAACCUCAAGGCCGGUCUCAUCCCCCUCCCAAGCUUUAUGUCGCCAAUUUUUCUUACCCCCGAAGCAAUGCCGCGCAUUUCUAUCCCCGGGUGCAGCCGAUGCUUUCUCCUACCCGAGAUUCCACGGCAUUCGACACUUCAAUUCCCCCCAUGGUUGAAGACCAUGGAUCGGAUUUCUCAGCCGACGAGGAGAGCCACGAUUGUGCAUCGGGCGAUCUGUUGGAUUCUUUUUGGCAACUCAAGGAACAGCUAGACAGGAAACAGGAAUACUCACCUCAGAGCGCUGUUGCUGGACACAACUGGGCCCAAGAUGAACCAGGUAUCUUUGAAGCUGAUUCACCCGUUCUCCCUGUGACGGCAGUCGGUCCGCCAAAGCAGCAGGAGCAGCUUCUGCAAAGGACUAUGCCACGGCCUGAGCAACGGCCACAACUCCUCAAGGCGGCACCAAAAGUGACCUAUUCUCUGUUUCCACCAACGAAGCCGGAACCGCAAAUCAAGAGACAGCCGCUGUCGCCUGUACCUCAGCGUCAGCCUGCUUCCCUCCCUCAAGCCGAAGCUCUGGAACCCUCGCCAAUUCUGAGCGGUACCUCAGCAGUCCCUUUCUCGGGGAAGGUAGCCUUCGCGCCCAGAGGUGACAAUAACCUUCCUCCAGCUAUUGCGCCAAUCUCUGGAUCAGAGGCUUCCUCGAGGGUGACUUCGCCAAUUUCACCGCAAGAUUAUCCUCCAGCAAGCAGCUCCUCGGAUUCAUUCUCCCUGAUUCUCCAAACGAACACAUCACCACAUCAAUCACCUUCUGCUUCUCCAAUCGAUGCUACAUCUCCCAACCGUCUCGCCAGAUACUCAUCGCUUAAGAACUUGCGAACCCUCGGUCUUUCCAAGGCCAAGACACGCUCAUCUCCCUCCCUGGCACAACUUGCGAAGAGCCACAGCGAUCGACCACCACAAACCCAGGAGCCAGCCCGUCUACCUCAGGAUGCCACUCCGCUGCACUCCGAGGAUCGGAAACCGCCCCCCAUACCUCUAGUCCCUCAUCGGCCCCCUCCUACCCCACCACCGGUCUCCGUCUUCGAAACGGACUCCGACGACGGCAGUGACGAAACCUCUCGACACGCUAACAAAAGCUUUUGUCGCCGACUUGUCCAUGGCUUGGUCCAUCCUUAUCGUCACCACAACAGCCCUAACCGCAGUCAUAUCCGACACAUCAGCAGUCCCCUUCUAUUUUCUCAUAUCCGUCGGGGCAAGGUCUCCGGUCAGCCGCCACAUAAGCGGAGUGUCAGCGACGAAGGGCCAUCUGGGUUCUCUAAGGCGUUCAAGCCCCAGACCGGCCAUUUCGUGGGCGGAAAAAGUGAGACCAACAGCAGCAGUGGUGGUAGUGGGGUUCUGGCGCGAACGAUCUUUUCGUCUAUGAGAGCAAGGAAUAACAGCAGUGGAGGAGUGGUCAGUGCUGGUACUGGUGCUGGCAGUAGUGUUGACAGCGAUGUUGGUAGCGGCGAGCAGCAAACGCCACUGGGGAGACGUGCAAUGAGCAUGGAUUUACCAAGGAGAAUGGGCUCGGAUGAUAAUCUAUUGCCAGCCGAGCUUCGGGAGAUGGAAAAGGAGAGAAUGAAAGAUAAGUUCUUGGGGCGGUUCUUAAAGCGGAAGCCGUAA